GGUAGGGCAAAGUGUCAUACGCCGAGCGCUUUGGUCCCAUGUCGGGAGGUAUAACCACCGACCGCCGAUGCUGAGACAGUUUAAAAGACAGGGACAUUUAACAACCAUUGGCGAUGUCAACCCAGUAAUCUCAUAUAAUUCCAUCUUCAACCAAAUCUACAUUUCACCAAUCGUCAAACGAUGGCAACAUCCCACGAAGUCUCCUUCGCAGGGGCAGUUCUACUGUCCAGCCUCAUUACCAUGUCCUGCUUCAAACCACCCAGCGAGGUUCCACGAGACGGCUGGAAGCAAGACAGUCUCGGAACUUAUGCCAGCCCAACAGCAGCACGAGUUCGACGGAUUCUGGCUGUUGGUGUUGGUGUUUUCCACUCCCUCAUCGUGCUAGGAUACAGCGACUCCAACCUCGUGUGCCCGCAUCCUAAGAACUUGAACAAAGAGUUGUUCAACUGGAAUGCAUACACGGUGGCUUGUCUCUUGAUGAUCAUUUUCGUUGGCGGACCACUUCGACUUACGGCUUUUGCUCAGCUUGGAAGCAACUUCACUUUCCAGCUUGGACCACCUGAUACUUUGAUGACGGGCGGGAUUUACCGAUACAUUCAGCACCCUGGAUACACAGGGCAAAUUGUUGUGUUGGUCGUCAAUCUCGCUCUGUUCUUGCGCUGGGACGGCGCAUUCGGUUGCUGGCUUUCUCAUGACAUGCGAAUAGCGGUCAACGGUUGGGGCUUGAUCUGUUGUUUGGUUCUUGUGUUUGGAAUCUUGCGAAGGCUCAUGAUGAGAGUGAAGGAUGAGGAGAAAAUGUUGAAGGAGACAUUCGCAGAGGAAUGGGUUGCUUGGAGUCGGGUUACCGCGCGCUUUAUCCCAGGCGUCUUCUAAACGGUCUGCACUAUCAGGCUCGAGUCUAAGCAAAAGAUCAAGGAGUGUCUUUGUAUUUCGGAAGGAGGAGGGUAUAGAUUCCGGUCUUCUGUUUGAGUUGUUGGUGCCUUGUUUCACAUAGCUGUCAACGGGAAUAACUUCAUUCGUAUGUCUAGAAGAAUACCCGCCGGUAAAGGGAUACUCAAAGAAAACAGAAAUACUAGAUUAGAUAUAUACUUUUAAACUAAACCACAGACAAUUUGCAGCUUGAAAUUGACGAUUGUGAAAACAGUUGAGCGCUCUGCUUGUACUUCAUUGGCGAGUCAUGCUAAC
This is a messenger RNA of Fusarium redolens, 1185 nucleotides long. RefSeq lists its product as uncharacterized. Lineage: Eukaryota; Fungi; Ascomycota; Sordariomycetes; Hypocreales; Nectriaceae. Gene Ontology annotation, biological process: C-terminal protein methylation. The record is from RefSeq and is a predicted model, not a curated record. The transcript has a single exon. Gene Ontology annotation, cellular component: endoplasmic reticulum; membrane. Gene Ontology annotation, molecular function: protein C-terminal S-isoprenylcysteine carboxyl O-methyltransferase activity. The coding region runs from base 181 to 873 and encodes 230 amino acids.